AAUGUGCUAACUUUUUUAGUUUCGCCAAAAUCCAUCACUGUUAAGCGCUCUCUCUCUCUCUCUCUCUCUCUCUCUCUCUCUUACUCGCUGAGUUGAGUCUCUCUCUUUCUCUGCUCUGCUUUCCUUCCCAAUCUCCCAAACCCUUUGAAAUUUUCAUCUUCACCUUCAAAACCCCACCUUUAUUCUCUGCCCUAACCUGGGUUUUUCAGGGCUCGGCAUAAUGCGAAUCAACACCGCACGUCGCUCCCGCUGUGCCUACGAACAGGUAAUAAGUCGUUGGUGACCACCUCACCAUUGGCAAAAAAUGUCCCUUCUCAGUAGAUUCUUUUACAAAAGACCCCCAGAUGGCUUGCUUGAAUUUGUGGACAGAGUAUAUGUUUUCGAUUCAUGUUUCUCCACGGAAGUAUUGCCUGAGGAAAUGUACCAAAUAUAUCUACAUGAAAUCAUUACUGAAUUACAUGAAGAAUUUCAUGACUCAUCCUUCCUUGCAUUCAAUUUCCGUGAGGGUGAAAAGAGGAGUCGGUUUGCAGAAAUACUAUGUGAUUACGAUGUUACAGUUAUGGAUUAUCCACGGCAGUAUGAGGGUUGCCCCCUGCUCCCUUUAUCUUUGAUUCAACAUUUUCUUCGUGUUUGUGAGAGUUGGCUUUUACUUGGCAAUCAACAGAAUAUUAUUCUUCUUCAUUGUGAGAGGGGUGGCUGGCCACUUUUGGCAUUCCUUUUGGCUAGCUUUUUGAUUUUUAGAAAAAUUCAUAGUGGUGAACGCAAGACUCUUGAAAUUGUGCAUCGAGAAGCUCCUAAAGGCUUCUUGAACCUCUUGUCACCUUUAAAUCCAUUGCCAUCUCAGCUUCGUUACCUUCAAUAUGUGGCAAGAAGAAACAUAGUGCCUGAGUGGCCACCCCCUGAGCGAGCACUUUCUUUAGAUUGUGUCAUUCUUCGCGCCAUUCCUAGCUUUGACUCCCAAAACGGUUGUAGGCCAAUUAUUCGUAUUUUUGGUAGAAAUCUCCUUAGCAAGGGUGGUCUUACAACUCAGAUGCUAUUUUCCAUGUCCAAGAAGAAGACACUUAGACACUACCGUCAAGCAGACUGUGAUGUGAUCAAACUUGACAUUCAGUGUUUGGUGCAAGGAGAUGUUGUAUUGGAGUGUGUCCAUUUGGACUUGGAUCCAGAAAGGGAAGUUAUGAUGUUCCGUGUAAUGUUCAACACUGCAUUUAUUCGUUCUAACAUAUUGAUUCUGAACUCUGAUAACUUGGACAUUCUUUGGGAUUCGAAGGAGCGCUAUCCAAAAAGUUUUCGAGCAGAGGUACUAUUUGGUGAGGUCGAGAGCAUCUCCCCACCAAGAGCUCCUACUACAAUUUUAAAUGGUGAGGAAAAAGGUGGAUUACCUAUUGAAGCUUUCUCAAGGGUUCAAGAACUAUUUAGCGGUGUUGAUUGGGUUGAUAACAGUGAUGAUGCAGCCUUGUGGUUACUUAAACAACUCUCUGUCCUAAGCGAUGCAAAAGAACUGUCAAGGUUUCACAAUAGAGUUAGCUUAUAUUCGUCACCUGCAGACUCAGAAGAUGAAAACAAUGCCUCGAGUACGGCUGAUAGUGCAGAUGAAGCAUUUGAUCUUAUUUCCAAGGCUUCAUUAGAUUCAACCAAACCAUUGAUACCAGAUAUGGUUGAUUCAGCUCCUUUAUCUAUAGAUAAUGAUGGUCAGCAUGAGGGAAAUCUUGCUUCAGAAUCUCCUGAUCAAGUUGGGUCAUCUCUUCAUCUACAAUCAUCAAUUCCAAGUGAAGGAUCUCUACCUUGUUCAUCUCCUGCACCAACUUCUGCCUCUCCCCCACCGCCACCACCUCCACCACCAUCUGAAGUUGCUAGUAGAGGGCCUCCACUGCCUCCACCUCCUCCACCCUCUUUUGCUGCUAGUAGAGGGCCUCCACCGCCUCCACCACCUCCACCACCUCCACCACCUAGCAUCUCUAGUGAAGAUUAUCUAAAACCUAUACCUUCCAUAACUAAUAGGACUCUACCACCGCCACCGCCACCGCCACCACCACCACCACCACCACCACCACCUCCUCCUCCUCCUCCUCCUCCUCCUCCUCCUCCUGGUGUUUUAAGUAAAGAAACUAUACCACCUGUCACUCCUAGUAGAGGCCCUCCACCACCACCUCCUCCUCCUCCACCUCCUUCUAAUUCAUCUAAAGCCAUCCCACCAGCUCCAUCACUUCCCACUUCUAAACAUAGUCAACAAUCUUUACCACCACCGCCGCCUCCACCACCACCACCCUUGGGAAAUGCAACUAACAAGAUACAGCCACUACCUACACCUGCCCCACCACCACCUCCACCACCACCACCACCCACCUCUAGUUCAAGUCGUGGGGCACCACCUCCUCCACCUCCACCUCCUAUCAGUCAUAAUUCUAUUAAUACCACUAGGCCACCACCUCCACCUCCACCUCCACCUCCUUCAGGAAUCGCAAGGUCAACCCCUCCGCCUCCGCCUCCGCCUCCAGCACCAAAACUCCCCGGUGCUCCUCCUGCUCCUCCACUGCCCAGUCGUGCUGUUGCACCAGCUCCACCCCCACCGCCUGGGGGAAGGGGACCUAGUGCACCACCACCACCAUCUAUUGGAAGGGGCAAAGCUUCUUCUGGGCCAAGCCAGGGAAAAGGUCGAGGUGCUGGUGGUACUAUUAAUGCCCCUAAAAAAGCUUCAUUAAAGCCCUUGCAUUGGGUGAAAGUUACUCGAGCAAUGCAAGGGAGUUUAUGGGCUGACUCUCAGAAACAAGACAAUCAAUCAAGGGCUCCUGAAAUAGAUAUAUCAGAGCUUGAAAGUCUGUUCUCAGCAGCAUCUGCUUCAGAUGGGGCUGCAGGUAAGAGUGGAGGUCGACGUGGUGCUAACAUUAACAAACCAGAAAAAGUGCAAUUGGUUGACUUGCGCAGAGCUUAUAAUUGUGAAAUUAUGCUCUCAAAGAUAAAAGUUCCUUUGCCAGAAGUGAUAAGUGCAGUUCUGGCCUUGGAUUCUUCUGCUUUGGACAUUGAUCAGGUUGAGAAUCUCAUUAAAUUCUGUCCUACAAAGGAAGAAAUGGAAACACUGAAGAAUUAUACAGGUAGCAAGGAAAUGCUUGGAAAGUGUGAACAGUUUUUCUUGGAGCUUAUGAAGGUCCCGCGAGUAGAAUCCAAGUUGCGAGUGUUUGCUUUCAAAAUUACCUUUUCUAGUCAGGUGAAUGAUUUACGAAAUAAUUUAAAUACAAUUAAUGCUGCUGCUAGAGAGGUAAAAGAAUCAGCGAAGUUGCGUCAGGUAAUGCAGACCAUUCUUACUUUGGGUAAUGCCUUGAAUCAAGGCACAGCACGAGGAUCUGCUAUUGGAUUCAAAUUGGACAGCCUUCUUAAAUUGUCUGACACUCGUGCAAGAAACAACAAAAUGACUUUAAUGCAUUAUUUGUGCAAGCUCCUUGCUGAGAAAAUGCCAGAGUUGUUGGAUUUUGAUAAGGAUCUUGUUCACUUGGAAGCUGCCUCUAAGAUUCAAUUGAAAGCUUUGGCUGAAGAAAUGCAAGCUGUGAGCAAAGGUCUUGAGAAGGUUGAGCAAGAACUCGCUGCUUCAGAAAAUGAUGGUGCAAUCUCUGUGGGCUUCCAAAAAGUGCUGAAGAAUUUUCUAGAUACUGCUGAAGCUGAAGUAAGGUUGCUAAUCUCCUUGUAUUCUGAAGUGGGAAGAAAUGCAGAUUCUUUGUCCCAGUACUUUGGGGAGGAUCCAGCCCGGUGUCCUUUUGAGCAAGUGACACAAAUCUUGGUCGUCUUCGUGAAGAUGUUCAAUAAGUCAAGAGAUGAGAAUGAAAAGUUGGCAGAUGCUGAGAAAAAGAAACUAGAAAAGGAAGCCAUGAAAGAGCGGACUGCAGCUAAUUCUGCUGGUAGGAAAAUGGAAUUUGAUAGUGGCAUGAAACCCACAUAAUUUUCAGCAGAUAAGGAUGGAUUAGCUAUCAUUUUGUUAAUAUACGCCCAAGCACAAUUUGGGCAAGGUUUUAACUGCAAGGUGCACUCAUUCGAGCAGAAUGCAACCCUUGAAGAUCAAAAUGCUAAGGAGUUCGAGCAAUGCUCAUGUUGUCAACCUGGCUGGGUUUCUGAUUUUCACAAAAUUGUUUUACAGAUCCAGAUGAGUCUCCCAACUGCAAAAGAAUGCAGCUUGAUUGUUGGUUGACAUCUUCUGUAUGGUGCUGGCUCUCUUCCAACUGGAUCAGUGAUGCAUGUAACAUAUAUAGUCUAAAAUGUAUUGUAGAUGUGAAUAAUAUAAGAGGAACAGUAUUUACAGCUCUUCACCUUCGGGGGCAACAUUUGUAUUAUUCAUAUUUAUGUAAAGAAUCACAAUUUUGCAGCGUUUGGUGCUUACCUUGCUGAUUAUUAAUGAUAUUGAUCUUCGAACAA
This is a messenger RNA of Ziziphus jujuba (common jujube), 4401 nucleotides long. RefSeq names its product formin-like protein 14. The coding region runs from base 305 to 3931 and encodes 1208 amino acids. The record is from RefSeq and is a predicted model, not a curated record. Lineage: Eukaryota; Viridiplantae; Streptophyta; Magnoliopsida; Rosales; Rhamnaceae. The transcript is spliced from 18 exons.